AUGGCUAUGGAGAGUAUGGAGCAUACUGGAGGUUCAAGAUGGCUGCAGGAUUUGGCGCGGGGUUGGCGUAGGCACCGGCCAGGCGACUCGGCGAAUGCAGCACAGCACGUCGAGCGCGAGCGGCAAAGAGACAUCCUCAAAGAAGUAACGCUGGAACCAGAUGAGAUAAUGGUGAGUUUUGAUGUGGAGUCACUUUUCACCAAUGUUCCCGUUAAAGAAUGUCUAGAAGUUGUCAGAAGGAAACUGAGCGAUAGUGGCAUGUCGGAGACAAUAAUGGUGCUGCUGAGGAACUGCUUGGAAGGGAGCUACUUUUUGUAUCGCGGAAAACAUUACCUCCAGAUUGAUGGGGUUGCCAUGGGUAGUCCUGUGGCACCGGUUCUGGCAAACAUCUGGAUGGAGCAUAUCGAGGCCAGUGUAGAUCUGCAGCCUUGGGCAGUGAAGUUGUGGAAGCGAUAUGUGGAUGAUGUUUUCUGUAUUAUGAAGGGUGGUAAGCAGGAGGUGGAGCAACUUCUCCAAUAUCUUAAUUCUAUUCAUCCAAGGACUAAGUUUACGUACGAAUUAGAAUCACAGCGCAGUUUGCCAUUCUUAGACGUGAAAGUGAUUGGUCGAAUGGACGGAACCCUAACUCACACUGUUUACAGAAAGCCUACGCACACUGACAGGUAUUUGAAUGCCCUUUCUCACCACCACCCGCGCCACCUGCAGUCAGUUGUCUCAUCGCUGGUGAAUAGAGCGUAUGAUCUGUGUGACCCUGAAUAUUUGAAGGAUGAGUUGUCACAUAUUCAGGAGGUGCUUAGAAGGAACGGCACGACUAAUUUGUACGAAGUUGAUGUUGUCCGCUUUACUCUAAACGCUCCGUGA
Molecule: messenger RNA, 861 nt
Organism: Leguminivora glycinivorella
Lineage: Eukaryota; Metazoa; Arthropoda; Insecta; Lepidoptera; Tortricidae
Exons: 3
Coding region: 1-861 (286 amino acids)
Source: RefSeq, a predicted model, not a curated record